This is a messenger RNA of Leptosomus discolor (cuckoo roller), 581 nucleotides long. The record is from RefSeq and is a predicted model, not a curated record. NCBI's taxonomy places the organism in Eukaryota, Metazoa, Chordata, Aves, Leptosomiformes, Leptosomidae.
CAAAAUCCCACCUCAGCGACCACCACCUCAAGGGGGCCCAGUGCAACCCCAAGGAAUGCAAUCACAAAGCCAGGAGCCAUUGCAGCCACAGCGCAUGUACCCCCCUGGCCAGUCAGCAAAGCCCUCAACUUCCCAGCCACAGCGUCCACCUGGACCUACAACUCAGCAACCACGUCCCCAGGCUCAAGGUCCUCCCAGCACCAGAUUAUCAAAGGAAGCAGAGCCACAGCCAGCUCCACAGCCAGCUCCUCAGCCAGCUCCACAGCCUGCUCCACAACAGAAGCCUCAGUCUCAUCCACAACUUAACAAGUCGCAGUCUUUGACAAAUGCCUUCAGUUUCACAGAAUCAUCCUUCUUCCGGUCAUCUGUGAAUGAAGAUGAAGCAAAAGCUGAAACUAUUCGAAACUUGAGGAAAUCCUUUGCUAGUCUUUUUUCUGAUUAGCCAGCUUCAUCCAAGUGCACCUAGCGUAUAGUCUAAAACUACUUGAAUGUUGCAUAGGUUUUGUUUUCCCUGUGACAGUACUCUUCUCUUCUGUGCUAACUGUUGUAUUAAGCAAUAUAUUAAACUUACAAAAAAAAAA